AUGAAGCAACAAAACCAAACUCUCACAGUGCCUCAAAUAGCAAAUCGAAAAAAGCUAAAAAGAAGAAAAAUGAUAGUUGGAGAGAAAAGAACGUUAGUUAAAUGCAAACCAAAACAAGAAACAAAUAAACCUAUAAUUUCCAGAAAAUGCCAAAAGACACCACUCAUAACACUAGAAUGCAUUGAUAAACGAGCGACUCAUAUCAAGUUGGUAACUUUUAAAGAAGCCAUUGGAUGUUUUGCUCCUCAAUUCUUUGGAUUUGAACAACAAGAUUCUCAAGAAUUUUUGGCUUAUUUAUUAGAUGAUUUGCAUGAAGAUUUAAAUAUAAAUUAUCACUAUUCUCAAAUUAAUUAUCAAAAUGAUGAUAUAUAA
Molecule: messenger RNA, 372 nt
Organism: Dentiscutata erythropus
Lineage: Eukaryota; Fungi; Glomeromycota; Glomeromycetes; Diversisporales; Gigasporaceae
Source: the annotation of a GenBank genome assembly